Messenger RNA from Colletotrichum truncatum, 1515 nucleotides. Its product is annotated as putative dityrosine transporter. Gene Ontology annotation, molecular function: amine transmembrane transporter activity. Gene Ontology annotation, biological process: transmembrane transport; amine transport. Lineage: Eukaryota; Fungi; Ascomycota; Sordariomycetes; Glomerellales; Glomerellaceae. Gene Ontology annotation, cellular component: plasma membrane. The record is from RefSeq and is a predicted model, not a curated record.
AUGUCUGUGUUCGAGAAGUCCGAUAAGCUGGACGUUAGCCCUCCCAGCUCCUGCGAGUCCACACCAGUCAAAGACUCUCCUAUCUCGCGGGAACUACCUUACCCUUUACCCUCACAACCCCCCCAGUCUCAGUCCACAGCAGACCCUGAGAAGAAGGCCGGUGCAGCACCAGCAUACACUGCAUUCUCGCCAUGGCGCAAACGCUUCAUUUUGACUGUUGUUACUAUCGCUGGUUGCUUCGGACCGCUGGCGGGUAACAUCUAUCUCCCCGCGCUGCCUGUCUUGGAGAAAGAGUUUCAUGCCAGCGCCACCGCGAUUAACGUCUCUGUGUCGGUUUUUAUGUUGACGUUUGCUAUCGGACCUCUUUUCUGGUCAAGUUUUGCCGACUGGAAGGGUCGUCGCCCUUUGUACAUCAUCUCCAUCGGCAUCUACAUUGGGGCCAACAUACUCCUGGCUACAGUGCCAGCAAACUAUGGCGCACUUGUGUUUCUGCGUAUCGUGCAGGCUUUUGGAUCCGCGGCCGUGGUGUCCAUGGGUGCAGGAACUGUCGCUGACGUCACCGAGCCAAAGAAGCGUGCAACUGCCAUGUCUAUUUUCCUGAUCGGCCCCCAGCUGGGACCUGUCUUGGGACCUGUCUUGGGAGGUGCGCUGGCCGAAGCAUCCUGGCGCUGGAUCUUUGGUUUUCUCACCAUUUCCGGCACUCUUCUCUGGAUCGUCAUCAUCUUUUCUCUUCCUGAGACCCUCCGUGCUAGGGUAGGAAAUGGCAAGCUCUACACAGAAUCCAGUGUCGUCUUCUUUCCCCCGCGCUGGUCCUCUCCUCUGGCCCCUGAGUCGGAAAGGGGCCCCGCACCCCCCAAGCCGACCUUGAUCGGUUACUGGCGCCUGUUUACUUACGCCCCCAUUGGCAUUGUUACUUUUAACACCGCCAUGCUCUACUCGACCUACUUUGCCAUCGCCGUCCAGCUCCCUACCGAGCUUUCCAACCGGUACAACUGGUCUACCGCCGGCGUCGGCGCCGGUUUCCUGGCCGUGGGCAUUGCAAUGAUCGUCGGCUCUCUCAUCGGUGGCCGUGUAUCAGACUGGAAGCGUGCUCGUGCUCUCAAGGCGUCCGAAGAUAACACCGUCGACCCUGAGAACAGACUCUCGGAUCAAAUUUACGGCGUGGUCAUCUGUGCUGCGGGUUGCCUCAUGUACGGCUGGCUUGUCGACAAAUCGGUACACCCUGCCGCAGUGAUCUUUGCCACUUUCGUGACUGGAUUCGGCAUGAACUGGGUGUUUGUGGCCACGACGGCGUUUUUGACCGAGUGUGUCGCUCAGCAGGCUGCUGCUGCCUUUGCUCUCGGAAACAUGCUCCGUAACCCCGGUGCGGCUAUUGCUGCUCUUGUGAUCCCAUCUCUGGUUACAAAGAUGGGUAGUGGCUGGUGCUUUACUGGUCUGGCGUUGCUGGACCUCAUUCUUGUUGGUUCUGCAGUUAUUGGUAAGUCUAGAAUCGUUCAUUGUGCUGUCUCAUCAUGA